AUGCUGCAACCGAUUAUAGACUUCGAAUCAAUUGAGGAUGUUGAUGGUGUAAGAUUACCUUGGAAUUCUUUUCCGACCUCCAGUCUUGAUGCACAGAAUAUGGCAGUACCGUUGUCAUGUUUAUACACUCCUUUAAAAGAGAAGGAAGAGUUGGUGGUAAUCGAAGAUAAUCCAGUGAUGGCAAAUAAACCAUCAGGAACUGUGUUAAACCCAUUUUGUCAUGUUGAUUAUAAUUCAAGAACAUGGACCUGCCCUUUAACGUUAUCAAGAAACCCGUUGCCGGAAUCAUUAAUCCAAGACCCUGAAAAAUUGAAAAUGAUUAUGGAAAAUACCACUGUUGAAUACAGUUUACCAAAAUUAGUUAAAUUCCCGCCAAUUUAUUUGAUAAUUAUAGACUUGGCCACUGACUAUGAAAAUUUGGCAUCAUUAAAGGAUUCCAUUUUGGCAAGUUUGGGCAUCUUACCAGAAAAUUCAUUAAUCUGUUUAAUGACUUUUGGCAAACAUGUCAACAUUUAUGAGUUGACAAGUAACAAUACAAACAGUAUAACAUGCCACAGUUUUAACGGAGAGAAGUUAUAUGCUCUUCGUGAAGUGAGAGAUAAGUUGGGAUUAUUAUCUAGUGAUUUGAGAUCACCUAAAUUAGGCGAAAAUAAACAACACAUAGGCUCAAAAUUUUUCCAGCCAUUACAACAUUGUGAAUUCCAAAUUCAAUUAAUCUUGGAUAAUUUGCUACAAGAUUCAUUCAAAUAUUCUUCUACUAAACAAAGAAAAUUGAGGUCCACCGGGUCGUGCUUGUCCUUUGCCUUCAAUUUAUUAGAACUAUGCUUCCCUAAAACUGGGGUGGAAAUUUUAGCAUUUUUAUCAGGCCCAUGCAAUUACGGGAAAUUUGGGAAAAUCACUUCAGAUCAAUUGAAAGAUCAUUUGAGAUCCCAUAAGGAUAUCCAAAACGGGAAUAAAAAUUACCAGGUUUCCAGUAGAAUAUUUUACGAUGAUUUGGCAAAAAGAGCUUCAAAGCAUGGCUAUAUCACAAACUUCUUUAUUGGAUCACUUGAUCAAGUUGGCUUGUUUGAAAUGGCUUCCCUUAGUGAUAAAUCCGGAGGGUCUAUAAUUUUCUCAGACUCAUUCGGAACAUCUAUCUUCAAAAAUUCGUUUAUUAAAUUUUUGCAGAACCAAACUUUGAAUUUUGAUGAUGAUGAGGAGGACCAUGAAUCAAAUAAUAAUAAUAAUACAACCUAUGGGUUGAAUGGGUCGUUGGAGGUCAAGACUUCAAAGAAUUUGAAAAUUAAUGGCUUAAUUGGUCACGCAGUUUCAUUGAACAAGACAGAAAGUAAUGAUGUGAGUGAUAAGGUUGUGGGAAUAGGAGGAACAAGCUCCUGGAAACUACCAAAAAUUUUGACAAAUUCAACUUAUGCCAUCUACUUCGAAAUGAAUAAAAAUUUGAAUAAUGCUCAACAGCAAGGUAACGAAUCCACUUUUAUCCAGUUCUUAUGUUAUUAUCAACAUCCAGACGGGAAUUUUAGACUAAGGGUUACCACCAUCUCUAGACCAAUCUACAAUUUUAAUACCAGCAAAGAAUUGUUUGUUAAUUCCUUUGAUCAAGAAGCAGCAAUUAUAGCUUUGGUUCGUGAAGUGUCAUUUAAAAUCUUUAAAGAAGUACAAGAGCCAGCUAAAGUUAGAGAGCAGCUUGAUACAGCCUUGGUCAAUCUCAUGAAAACAUUUGCCACUGUCAAUAGUGGUGCUGCGAAUAAGUUGGAAAUCAAUAGCAAUUUCAGCAUGUUCCCACAGUUUGUAUAUAAUUUGCGCCGAUCAUUUUUGCUUCGUCUUUUCAAUUAUUCACCUGAUGAAUCAGCAUAUUAUAACCACACUUUGAACCACGAGGAUGUCAACAACUCAUUGAUUAUCAUCCAACCAGUUCUACUUUCGUACGAGCAAGACUCAAAUAAUCCAGAGGAGACUAUUAUUGAGCCAGUAUUAUUAGACUCUGUAUCUAUUAAACCUACCAGAAUCUUGUUGUUAGAUAGCUACUUUGAGGUAUUAAUUUAUCACGGUGAAAUCAUUUCUAACUGGAAGAAUCAUGGGUAUCAGGAUCAACCUGAAUAUGAACAUUUUAAGAACUUCCUACAGUUGCCAAAAAAGGAAGUCACAAGUAUUUUGAUCGAAAGGUUCCCAUUACCAAGAUAUAUUGAUUGUGAUGAAGGUGGUUCUCAGUCAAGAUUCUUGUAUUCUAAAUUAAAUCCCUCGAACUCUUAUAAUAACCAGAACUUACAAGGAGGCGGUGGGUCUGUGAUUUUGACCGACGAUGUGAGCCUACAAAGCUUUAUUGAAGAAAUCACAAAAAGAGUUAUAAGCAAAUAA
Saccharomycopsis crataegensis is the source of this 2355-nucleotide messenger RNA. RefSeq names its product GTPase-activating protein. Gene Ontology annotation, molecular function: zinc ion binding; GTPase activator activity. Bases 1 to 2355 code for a protein of 784 amino acids. Gene Ontology annotation, cellular component: COPII vesicle coat; endoplasmic reticulum exit site. The record is from RefSeq and is a predicted model, not a curated record. The transcript has a single exon. NCBI's taxonomy places the organism in Eukaryota, Fungi, Ascomycota, Saccharomycetes, Ascoideales, Saccharomycopsidaceae. Gene Ontology annotation, biological process: endoplasmic reticulum to Golgi vesicle-mediated transport; COPII-coated vesicle cargo loading; intracellular protein transport.